Molecule: messenger RNA, 3763 nt
Organism: Melopsittacus undulatus (budgerigar)
Lineage: Eukaryota; Metazoa; Chordata; Aves; Psittaciformes; Psittaculidae
Gene: CCDC127
Product: coiled-coil domain containing 127
Exons: 3
Coding region: 133-927 (264 amino acids)
Source: RefSeq, a predicted model, not a curated record
GGUUGGGAUAGGACCAGGCCACCGGGAGCGCUUAGGGAUAGGACGAACCUGUUUGUUGUCCCCAUCGGAUACCCCCCUCUUUCUCUCGUCUAAUGGGCCUGCCCAGUGCGGGCCGUGUCCGCUGGUGGCUCCAUGAAUAAUUUAAAUGACCCUCCCAACUGGAACAUCCUGCCAAAUCGACGGGAGCCCGGGGAUGAAGGCAGCAGAUGGAACUAUGCCCUGCUGGUCCCCAUGCUGGGCUUGGCCGCCUUCCGUUGGAUCUGGACCAGAGAAUGUCAAAAAGAAAUAGAAAAAGAAAGAAAAGAAUACUAUAAAAGACAUUCAUCUUUACAAAAAGACCUGGAAGGCAAAUACCGGGAUAUAAUCACAGAAAACCGUCGCACAGUUGCUCAUUUGGAGCUGGAGCUUGAAAAGGAACGCAACAGAACCCUGAGCUACCGGGAAGCCCUUGUGUCCCAGAGUCGCAAACUAGUAGAAGAAAGAAGGAUCCUAGAACAGGAGCAGGAGAAGCUAGAGCGAGAGAAACAAGUCCUUUUGCACUCAGGAGCAGAAGGUAGCUUGUACCAAAGUUGUCUGGCAAGGGAAGAAGAAUGGCAAAAGAGAGCCAAUAAUUUACUAAAAGAAUUUGAAGAGGGACUUAAAGAAAGACAGGACAUCUACUGCAGUCUUGUGGUACCCAGAAGCCAGAGACUAGAAAUAGAGAAAAAUCUGCUAGUUAAAGCAGCAACUGAUCCUGUUGCUAUGGCUCUACAUAUGGAAAGUGGCUUAAAAGAUAUUUUCAAACAUGAUAACUACUGUGGCAAUAUGCUGAACCGAAAUAAAAGUCAAAAUGGAAGACUUAUGUGGCUGUAUCUGAGAUAUUGGGAGCUAGCUAUUGAGCUACAGAAGUUCAAGAGAGCAGAAAAGGCCAUGUUAGGAAAACAAUAAGCAGGGGAAGUAAUGGGAUUUCAUGUGAUCCACUGUGCAUAGUGGGGACAAUCACAGUUGUAGUCUGAAGCUGUUAAGUUCUCCUACUGUGUUUCCGUUCCUCCUCCUCAUUGCACUUGCAAAUGCAUGGGACUUAUGCAGAGGUUGCUGCCUUUCACUGUCUAACAACAGAUGCUACAGUUAGCUAUGCAUGCUCUUAAACUCUGUGAGUGUGUUUGUAUUGCAGACUGCAGUGUAGUAGAGAUAAUGCCAGCUUCCACAGGAAUCAGAAGCAGCAGAACAGGACUCAGUUUAGAGUGAUUUACCUAGUUGAUGGUCAUACUCCAUCAACAGAGAAGUGUGAUUUUUCUCCCCCAGUGGGAUAGCACAUUGUGCUCCUUAUCACUGACGUUUUACAUGGUGUCUCAACACUAUCUUAUUUUUAUUUUUAUUUUAUUUUUUUAAGCAAGACUGAGGCAGACAUUUAGAAGAGAUCAUGUUUGAGCAAGUUUCUUGCCACAUAAAUCCUACAUGUAUAUACAUACAUUUAUGUGAAUAUAUAUUUGUGAAUGUGCAUAUAAAUGUAUGCAUUAGUACUUUGAGGGAGGGGAGUAAUAUCAUAUUUCAAAUUAAUCAGUCUUGCAUUGUCUUCCAGCUUAAUAUACAAAUAGUAUUUUAUGAAUGAGCUAUCCAAAAGAUGCUAAUUAAAAUAACAGAUAAAGAAACAGGUUGAUCAAAGUCUCAUUGGAUCUUAGGAUCCAUGGUUGAAUACUUGAGAGUGUAUAAGCUCAAAGUUAUAUUCUCAUCAUUCUGGACAUAUAUUAAGAAUACUUACUUCUUUUCUCAGUCAAGGUUUUAUCUGUAAACCAACAGUGUGCCUCAGCUGUCAUUGUGCCACUGUCUCUGCAUCCCAGUGCACUGCAGUUCCUGCAACUGCAGGAACCUCCACAGGUUACAGCCAUUGCACUUGGUUAACACAGGUCCUUUUUGUUAUUUGCAGAUAGAAACCUAAAUGCAGCCUGCACUGAUAGCCCCUAUCUGCCUCUCUGACUGUGUGAGUUCUCCCAGAAAUGAAGUAUACAUUCCCAUGACUUAAAUUUUGAGCUUAUGGUUCACCACAUCACUUAUGCAUGACAUUGGAAGUCUACAGAUAUACAAGCUUUGCAAACUUUUAAGGGGGCUUUUUAAUUUAAUUAACAUAGGAAAACAAGCAUAUCUAGAUUUAAACUAAACAAGUGGGACAGUGCAUUUCCAUUCUUAAAAUCCCUUAAAACUCUUGAGUGUUCUCUGGGUCCCUGUAGCGGUAGGAACCACCUUCUUUUUUUCAAAUGUGCCUUGUAUUUUGGAGAGUAACUUUUUUUUAUUCCUCCUUUUGGAACUAGCCCUAGAACUCACAGGGGCAGUGUUUAUUUACCCUUUUGUUUAUAAUAUCUGGUGUUCUAUGGUACUUGCCUUUCAUUAGUGUUGAUAGGCUGUCAGUUCUUUAAUUAGCAGUUCUUUAUUUACUGAGGGCUAGACUUGACAAGCACAUUUUCUCUAGGCAAUCAGCUACUGCAUGGCAGGGAAGCAAUCUAGGUGAAGGCACAUCCAGGUUUUAACAGAACUCCAGCAGAUGUCGUUUUUUCUUUUAGUGUUUCCUCAUGGGUUCGUUUCAGCCUGGACACAGAAGACAGCAAAUAAAUCCUUUGAAGUAGCAUGUGCAACCUAAUGCAGUUGCUAAACAAAAAUAUCUAACAUCAAACAGAAUCCUUAAACAGAAUACAUGUUUGCCAGGUACUCAAUUUUCCAGUUGUGAUUGUGCUGUCCUCAGUAGUACUAAUUAUAUUGUUCUAUUGAUUUAUUUUUCUCUUAUGUACUAUUUUUUUAAAUAGAAUUGUAGUAGAUGGACAGACCUGGAAAAAAAAAUUUAAAUAAAGAAACUAUCACAAACACCAGAGAGGCCAAAACUUGUCUGGAUGCCAAGCAUAUGUGGGUUGGGAGAUGAGAAUGCAAUUGAGUUACUACUCUUGUAUGACAGCCUGAGGACAGCUGCUAUAGCUGCCACAUGCACACGCCCUUAUUGCCCGGUAGAACUUACCCUGUGUAUAAUUCCUCCAGGAUAUGGGAAGUGUCUGACCACACAGCUGUUACACAUUUCAUAUGUGCAUACAGGCAAUUGAGCAACUUGGCUGACAAACCGCAGCCAGUGAAUCAAUGCCAGUGUAUUUGAGAAUCAUGUCUUGGAUUUGUACAUAUUCAUUAGUUUUUACUCCUCAAAGGUCAGGCAUUUUAUGCUUUUGGGUUUUUUUUCAGUUUGUCAUUAACAUUCAAAAUGUUUAAAGAAAAUGUAAUCAAGAGGGUGAAUUGUAUACUUGAUACUUUUUUCGGUAUAAAUAUGCAAGUUGAAGCAUCAUAACACUCGAUUGUGCAGGGUUGGAUGCAAUGUAAUACGUGUUUGAUACUCGCUUUCCCUUUUUGAGAAGUAUUGAUUAUUUUUACAAUGAAUUGUUGAACUAUUUCUCAUGGAUACUUUGCAGAUCAGUAUAUAAAGACAGAAAAGUUAUUUGAGAAGGGUUUUUUAAAGUGUGUAAAGUUUAGAAGCACUGGUCCCAAUAGUUUCUACCAAAACUCAUGUUUGUUGAUCUGUUGCAUAUCUGUAGAAACAUUCCCCCUUUGUAAGUCAUCAUGUUGAAAAUUCUAUUGUGAGCUUUGUCUUGCCAAACAGCUCUUGUUCUGGAUUGGUUAUUUCUUUGGAAAUGCCCAUAUAUGUGUAGAAUGCAAGGAUCAUUUGUUUUCAGAAUAUUUCACAACCCUUUUUUUGUUACGAAAACUGUCAGUCACCUGUUAAACAAUAACAAUUAAUAAAAACCCUUACAUA